Messenger RNA from Corythoichthys intestinalis (scribbled pipefish), 3309 nucleotides. Its product is annotated as placenta-specific protein 9-like. The transcript has 3 exons. The coding region runs from base 671 to 916 and encodes 81 amino acids. NCBI's taxonomy places the organism in Eukaryota, Metazoa, Chordata, Actinopteri, Syngnathiformes, Syngnathidae. The record is from RefSeq and is a predicted model, not a curated record.
GUCAAAUUGAGCUCAAAGGGGCUGUGGAACAAACAAUAACUAUAAAAAUAAUAAUAUAACCGAGGAACCACAAUAGGUUACCUAAAAAAACAUUGUCACCUGCAUGUCCAUACUGUUCAGUUAUGGAUGUGUUCUAAGUCAAAUAAAAUUGAUAAAAUAAAAUUUGUUUAGACCACAUCGCAACAACAGUUAUCUCAAGGAGAAAACAAAACAUGCCCUACGCUGGAUUUCGACCUACUUGAGCAUUGUAGCUUUAUUUAUUUAUUUUUUUCCCCCCCAGGUAAGACUAAUGCCCACCCACACCUGGCAUCCUGGUAACACCACUGAACCUUAUAGUGUUGAGUCGGUCGCGAACGAUUCGUUCUUUUUGAAUGAUUUGUUUGGAGAAACUAGACCGAACUAAUCACCUCCGCGACCAAUCAGACACCAGCCUCGUCGCAGGCAAGGGACGGAGCGGGAACAGGAUCCGAGCGUCUGUCACUCACUUCCACAUGUGGCCAAUAAGCAGCCAGUGUGUAGGCAGGGGGCAAGACUGAGUUAUGUCACUUACUCGGUCCUGACCAAAAUUGCUGCACAUGGGGGGACGAGGGAGUGAAAACAGAAUAAUAGCGUCUGUCACUCAGUGACACUCACUUCUGAAUCUACGAUGAGUGGCCAGUGAGGAACCUGUAUGCAGGGGGCGGUGGAUUCCAAGAGGUCGCCUCGAGCCGUGCCUUCAAGUGCAUGUCAAGAACACACAAAUCUUCAUAACCGCUUGGAUGUUGUGGAAAAGAAAGUGGAGGACACGGUGGGCAAGUUGGAGGUUGAGCUGAAGGCUCUUCUGGAGGCCAUUGAAGACACUAAGUGGCGCCCCCAAUUGGACAAUUCAGGAAAAACUAUUGACAUCCUGGAGGACCCCAGGAACAUAGAGUCCUAAAUCAGAUAUCGACAGGGGGAUUUUAGAAGAUUUUGAACUUUAAAUAAGCAAUUAUAAAAGAAAAAGUUAACCGGAGUUGAAAUAACAACCUGGCAGUCAACUGUAGUGACUACUCUUCCCGAAAAGGUUAAAUGGUGGUGUAUUUCAUUCAUCAAGAAAACUAUUCAAAACUACCUACCCAUGUGAAAAAAUGACACCCUUAUUAAAUCAUGAAUUAACUGUGGUUAAUGACUUUUUGAAGUUCAUUUUCAGUAAACAUGAAUACUUUUACAGUCAAGAACAAUUAAAUCAUUUGGGGAAAAAAACUGGCAAAUUGGUCAUAACAUCACAAAGAGGUGGAGCUAAAUGCUACAAUCCAAAGAAUUUUAGGAGUAAAUGGCCUACUGCCCGUAGUUAGCUGGGAUAGGCUCCAGCACCUCCGCGACCCUUGUGAGGAAAAGCGGCAUGGAAAAUGAAUGAAUGAAAAUUAAAAUGACAUCUAUAAGCCUGGAAUGGCUUCGAAUACAGUGCCUGACAAAAGUCUUGUCGUUUAUCCAUUUUGUAGACACAAUUGCUAAUAACCUGACUUUUAAUUAUUCAAUUGGUUUCAGAAAUGGCUCAUAUGAUUGCUAAGACCCUCCCAAAUGAUGUUGAAUGUACACAAAUUAGGGCUGUCGAACAUUUAAAAUUUUUAAUCGAGUUAAUCACAGCUUAAAAAUUAAUCGUAAAUAGUCGCAAUUCAAACCAUCUAUAAAAUAUGCCAUAUUUUUCUGUAAAUUAUUGUUGGAAUGGAAAGACAGACACGAGACGGAUAUAUGCAGUCAACAUACUGUACAUAACUACUGUAUUUGUUUAUUAUAACAAUAAACCAACAAGAUGGGAUUAACAAUAUUAAUAUAUUCUUUAUAUCAAUAUAUUUUUUCAAAAAUGGAUGUUUAUCUUAAAACUAGGUGUGUCAAACAAUUGACAAUUUUUAAUCAAGUUAAUUACAGCUUAAAAAUUAAUUAAUCGCAAUUAAUCGCAAUUCAAACCAUCUAUAAAAUAUGCCAUAUUUUUCUGUAAAUUAUUGUUGAAAUGGAAAGAUAAGACACAAGAUGGAUAUAUACAUUCAACGUACGCUACAUAAGUACUGUAUUUAUUUAUUAUAAAAAUAAAUCAACAAGAUGGCAUUACCAUUACUAACAUUCUGUUAAAGCGAUCCAUGGAUAGAAAGACUUGUAGUUCUUAAAAGAUAAAUGUUAGUACACGUUAUAGAAAUUUUAUAUUAAAACCCCUCUUAAUGUUUUCGUUUUAAUAAAAUUUGCAAAAUUUUCAAUCAAAAAAUAAACUACUAGCUCGCAAUUGUUGAUGUCAAUAAUUACACCAUGCUCAUGGUGCUGACACGCAUAAAAUCAGUCGCACCCAAGCGCCAGCAGAGGGCGGCAAAACACCAAAAAACACAAGUAACGAGAGGAAAUGACAAUUUGCUGUCAUCUUAAUCUGUUUGAGCGGGGCAUGUGCGUGAAAUGCCUCAAAUAUUUUUACAUUAUUAAUUUAAAAAAUAAAUUAACACCUGCCAUUUGCCAAGUCCCACAGCCUUGAUAGACGCUGGAAAAGUGGCAAAAGAUGGAUUUUUCAGAUGAAUCUUCCAUUGAAUUACAGCACAGUCGCCGCAAAUAUUGCAGGAGACCUACUGGAGCCCGCAUGGAUCUGAGAUUCACUCAGAAAAUAGUGAAGUUUGGUGGUGGCAAAAUCAUGGUCUGGGGUUACAUCCAGUAAGGGUGUGUGUGAGAGAUCUGCAGGGUGGAAGGCAACAUAAAUAGUCUGAAAUAUCAACAAAUCUUAGCUGCCUCUCACAUUCCUAACCAUAAAAAGGGACAAAUUCUGCAGCAGGAUGGUGCUCCAUCGCAUAUUUAAAUCUCUACCUCAAAGUUCAAGGCAAAGAACAUCAAGAUCCUCCAGGACUGGCCAGUCCAGUCACCAGACAUGAACAUCAUUGAGCAUGUUUGGGGUAGGAUGAAAGAGAAAGCAUGGAAGACGAAACCAAAGAAUGUUGAUGAAGUCUGGGAGGUAUGCAAGACUUCUUUCUUUGAUGUUCCUGAUGACUUCAUCAAUAAAUUGUAUGAAUCCUUGCCGAACCGCAUGGAUGCAGUCCUUCAAGCCCAUGGAAGUCAUACAAAAUAUUACAUUUGGAUCUCACAGCACCACUAUGUUAUGUAACAUAUUUGUGUAUUUGAAGUACAUUUUUGUUCAAUUUUCACACUGCUUUCUGUAGGCGACCAAACUUUUGUCUUGCCAAAAUUUGACAGUUAUGUCUUCAUUAAAUGAAAAAUCUUUUUUCAGUGAAACAAAUAUAUUUUGUACAUUCAACAUCAUUUGGGAGGGUCUUAGCUUUCAAAUGAGCCAUUUCUGAAACCAAUUGAAUUAUUAAAAGU